AAUUUAUUGAAGAUUCUAGUGAGCAAUCAGAUUCUGCUGAAAGUUCACAAGCUGAUAAUGCAAGUAAUAACGGUGAUAAUUUCAUAAUGCCUCAAUUAAAAAAUCCCAAGAAACAUCGUGGAAGAGGACGACCACGAGGUACUAAAAGAAUUAAAGCAUCACAUGAAGUCUCUAAACCUAAGAUAGUACACCAACGCCGAUGCAAGAAGUGCGGAAAUACUGGUUAA
Dentiscutata erythropus is the source of this 227-nucleotide messenger RNA. Lineage: Eukaryota; Fungi; Glomeromycota; Glomeromycetes; Diversisporales; Gigasporaceae. The record is from the annotation of a GenBank genome assembly.